Messenger RNA from Phragmites australis (common reed), 318 nucleotides. Its product is annotated as protein FLORAL ORGAN NUMBER2-like. Lineage: Eukaryota; Viridiplantae; Streptophyta; Magnoliopsida; Poales; Poaceae. Bases 1 to 318 code for a protein of 105 amino acids. The transcript has 3 exons. The record is from RefSeq and is a predicted model, not a curated record.
AUGGCCCGGUCCUUCGUGUGCUUGGCGGCGGUCGCGUGCUCUUGCCUCGCGGUGCUUGUGCUCCCGGCGCAGGGCCGUGCUGGUCUUGGUCUAGCUGCUGGAUUCCGGGGCAAGGAUCAUCUGCUCUCCGAGCCUCAGUUUCAUGUCACAGAGCAGGAGGAGGAGCAGCGUGGCGUGACGAUGAAGGCGAGGCCUUCUUGGUCAUCGUCGGCGGCGGGGUGGGUGAGGCCGGAGCUGCGAUCGGUGCCGGCCGGGCCGGACCCGAUGCACCACCACGGCAGCCCGAGGCGGCCGGAGCAGGAGCGCGCCACCCCGUGA